AUGGACCACAAGAACAUCGGCAUCAAGGUCAUGCCCAUCCCAUUAGAUCGUCUUCGAGCUGGCGUAGUCACUGAUGCUUCGUGGGGCAACUCCAAAGAAUUUGGCACCUUCUUGGAGCAAGAUUCUGAUGAUUGGUGGGAAGAGACCUCAACGACGUGGACACGUCACCACGUCAUGGAAAGACGAACGGCAUUUCAUCCUGCUGCUUGUCCAAAUGGUCCUGAUCUUCACGACGUACAGCCUAUGAGAAUCACAGAGAUGAACGUUAAUGACCGCACUUCGACCAUCCGAGAUGAGUGGACCACAAGUGAUAGCCUUCGCCCUCUAGCUUCUCAGUCUUGGACUGGCACCACAACGUUCUACAAGCAGGACAAGGGCCAGAUGCUCGACUCCAAGGACAUCCAUGCCGGGUACGAGCAGUUGAAUAAGCUCUACAGCCAGGGUGGCGAGAUUGUCAUCUUCUACGAUCAAGCAUUACCAGAAUCUCAGAGUCUGCAAAAUGUCUCAGUUGCGUCUUGGAAGAGCUAUCGGCUGAAGCGACAGACCGUCAAUACCUUGAGCUCCGAGACUCAAGCUCUGGUUCGAGGCCUUGGAUCUGUUCACUGGUACCGGAUCUUGAUUUUGGAAGCACGGGGAUUGCAACUAUCAGCCCGAGAAUGGCAUCGUGAAGUCUCCCGUCUUCCAUUCAUCUGUGUGACGGAUUCAAAAUCUCUUUAUGACGCUGUGAGCAAGUACACCAACCCAGCUUCUCAGUGUGGCGAUAAACGAACCUCCAUCGAUAUCUCUCUUAUCAAGCAGGAAGUGAACAACCUCAACGGCAACAUCCGUUGGGUGGAUGGCCGAACUAUGCUGGCAGACCCAUUGACCAAGGAAACCAGAUCCGAUUUAUUACGACAUGUCCUCAGAACUGGUCAGUGGGCAAUUCUUGAAGAAGGAUCAGCCCUCCAGCAUAAACUUUUGGAAAGAACAUCUCGACAUGAGGGGACCGAGCCAAUGAGCAAUGCGUCAGCGAUAGAAACAGGCGAGAUCAGCUUAGGGUUCUGGCUACCACUGCACUUGCAUGUAUAA
Messenger RNA from Cladocopium goreaui, 1068 nucleotides. NCBI's taxonomy places the organism in Eukaryota, Dinophyceae, Suessiales, Symbiodiniaceae. The record is from the annotation of a GenBank genome assembly.